UCUGAGACCUCCGAGUUCCAGACUCGCCCAUAACUCAGCCAUCCAGUCUCCUCUUUCUCUUGGCUCGAACAACUCAAACCGCCAACUCUCCAUCAUCAUUAUUCCUUAUUGGAUAUUGGAAUUUCAGGAUUUCUUCCUAUUUCUUUCUCUUUUUGAGUUUCUUUUUAAUUUCCGGUUCAUAUCUUGCCCUGGGUAUCUUCUUUUCCUUUUAUGUGUUGAGACAGGCAGGGGGUUUUGUUCAAUUCUGGAGAUGGGGACGGAGAAUCCCGUCAAUUUUUCUUACAUGGGGCGGAGCUUUGAUGAUCUCACCAACGGCGAUAGUUCUGGGGCUUUUAGCGACUGUAACAGCGAUAGAUCCGGGGAGUUCCCGAUGGCGUCGUCCCAGAGUCGCCGCCUUUUGAUUUCUUGUGCUUCUGAUAACUCCGACGAGCUAAUUCAGCAGCUGGUAUUGGACCUCGAGUCCUGUUCGAUUGACGAGCAGAAACAGGCGGCCAUGGAGAUCAGACUCCUCGCCAAGAACAAACCCGAGAAUCGAUUAAGGAUCGCGAAAGCCGGUGCAGUGAGGCCGUUGAUUUCGCUGAUAUCGUGUACGGAUCCUCAGCUUCAAGAGUACGGCGUGACGGCGAUUUUGAAUCUGUCGCUGAACGACGAGAACAAGGAGCUGAUAGCGGCGUCUGGUGCGAUUAAGCCUCUGGUUAGAGCUCUCAUGUCCGGAACUUCAACGGCGAAGGAGAACGCCGCUUGUGCUUUACUGCGGCUUUCGCAAAUGGAAGAGAACAAGAUAGCAAUCGGACGGUCAGGAGCGAUUCCACUUCUGGUGAAUCUAUUGGGCAACGGUGGCUUUCGCGGAAAGAAGGAUGCAUCGACGGCUCUGUAUUCGCUGUGCUCGGUUAAGGAGAACAAAAUCAGAGCGGUGAAAGCGGGAAUCAUGAGGCCGCUAGUGGAAUUGAUGGCCGAUUUCGGGUCAAACAUGGUGGACAAGUCAGCGUUCGUGUUGAGCGUGUUGGUAUCGAUGUCGGAGGCAAGAACGGCUCUGGUAGACGAGGGCGGAAUCCCAGUACUGGUGGAAUUAGUGGAGGACGGAACGCAGCGGCAGAAGGAGAUCGCGGCGGUGAUUUUGCUGCAGAUUUGCGAGGAAAGUGUCCUUUACCGUACAAUGGUAGCUCGUGAAGGAGCAAUUCCACCGCUAGUCGCCUUGUCACAGUCUGGCACGAAUCGCGCCAAGCAAAAGGCGGAGAAACUGAUAGAGCUGCUACGGCAACCGAGAUCCGGCAACUACGCUGCCACCACCUCAAAUGUGUGUGUCUAAUUUUUGUUCCAGCCACGUGGACGAUGCAACCCCCCACACAACAAGACAUCUCAAUUACCCCCAACACACAAAAACCAAAAACCAAAAAAAGAAAGGGAAAGAGAUGAGUGGAGAGAGGUUUUUGUUUGUAAAUAUAUAUAUAUAUAUUUUCCAACCUUUUCUUUUCUUUAAUGUUCGUGUUGUGAUAUAUUGAUCCGAGUUUUGAGCUA
Cucurbita moschata (crookneck pumpkin) is the source of this 1518-nucleotide messenger RNA. Its product is annotated as U-box domain-containing protein 4-like. The transcript has 2 exons. Lineage: Eukaryota; Viridiplantae; Streptophyta; Magnoliopsida; Cucurbitales; Cucurbitaceae. Bases 251 to 1309 code for a protein of 352 amino acids. Gene Ontology annotation, cellular component: cytoplasm; nucleus. Gene Ontology annotation, molecular function: protein binding. The record is from RefSeq and is a predicted model, not a curated record.